Gryllus bimaculatus (two-spotted cricket) is the source of this 2387-nucleotide messenger RNA. NCBI's taxonomy places the organism in Eukaryota, Metazoa, Arthropoda, Insecta, Orthoptera, Gryllidae. The record is from the annotation of a GenBank genome assembly.
AUUUAAGAGGUUAGAAAACUUAUUUUUUUCUUUAUCUGUGUCAAUUUCUUACAACUAGUUUCGUUUCUGCAUUAUUGUUAGUUGCUGUAGGUGAACCUUCGAUGCCUUCAUUUCUGUUACCUUGUAUCAGCAUCAGCUGCAUAUUGUUUAUCCUAUUGUUGAAUGUUAUGAAAAAUGACAUGCAAUGUGGUUGACACGUGCAUUAUCUCAAGCAAUCUCAAGUGAUACGUUGUGUGCUUUCAAAAACUUGUUCCAUGACAAUCGGUUUUCUUCGAUUGUGCUUGAAGAACCCACCAAAUAACACCAAUACUAAGAAGAAAUAGUCGAUCAUGUCAGACAAUUUAACUCGACAGGUAGAAGAAAUAGAAGCAUUGUCUUCAAUUUAUGGAGAUGAAUGGAGAACAGAGGAUGAAACUCACCGCUCAUAUAGUAUACUCAUUAAAGAAGGGCCAAUGUCUGUUACUAUGUAUGUGAAGUUACCUCCAGAUUACCCAUCUGAAUCUCCACCUGUUUUCCAGCUUUCUGCUCCAGAAUUAACACACAGUACAAAGCAACAGAUUAACACAGAAUUAAAUAAUGUAUACAUUGACAAUAUCGGAGAAACUAUAAUAUACUCAUGGGUGGAAAAAAUACGUGAGAUCUUGCAAGAUGCUUGUGCGAAAGCCAAACAAGCUGUCAAGGAGAAAAUAGUUAUUCAGCAUGAAGAAGAAUAUUGCGUGUCUGCUCUCACGAAUGUAGAUAUUCCAGAUAUAACUCACGGUGAACCUAUUACAGACAGGAAAAGUGUCUUCCAAGGCCAUGCUAUUUAUGUAGAAAGGGUGGAACAAGUCAAAAAAGCACUUGAGGUGCUGUGUAGUAACCGAAAAAUUGCAAAUGCAACUCAUAAUAUAUAUGCAUAUCGAAUUUUCAAACCAGACACCAAAUCCUAUAUACAAGAUUGUGAGGACGAUGGAGAAACACAAGCUGGAGGUCGACUUUUACAUCUCUUGCAGAUUCUAAAUGUAAAAAAUGUACUUGUUGUAGUAUCUCGAUGGUAUGGCGGUGUUCACUUGGGCCCAGAUAGAUUCCGUCACAUAAACAAUGCUGCCCGCCAAGUACUGUGUGACGCCAACUUUAUAAAACGAUAAUACAGACGAUUACGCAUGAAAUUAAUUUAAGACACUCAUGGAUUUUGGAACUAUUUUGUAUAUAACAUGUAUAUAGGUCUGGGUUUUUGCAUCUUUAUAAGUAAGAUAAUUCAAUGUAAAUGGAAAAUAAAACAUAAUAUAUUACAUUUAUAAAAAUCUCUACAGACAUUCAAGAUAAACAUUGAAAACCAUUAGAAACCAAAACCAAAAUAUUAAAUAAAUAAUGUUGAAACCUAAACAUUACCUUAUUCAUUCACAAAUACAAAUUAUACAAAUCUACAUAUUAAAACAAUAUUUAUCAGAAAGUAAUUAGUAAACUAACCAUCACCCAAAUCUCACACUAAAGAUAAAAUAUUCUAUAAAACAUUUAUUCAAUACUAUCAUAUGAAAUAACUCAAUGACUUAAGAUAACUAAUUACAAUAUGCAACAAAAAUUGAAAACAAAAAUCAACAACACUGACCUUUUUUAGAUUCAUUCUGAUUUACAGAAUUAGAUGUCAUGAAAGACAAAAUUUUAUAUAAACUAUUAAACUCCUAAUGCUUCUGGAACAGUAGUAGCAGAUGGCCCUUGAAAAUGAAACCUACAAAAUAAGGAAAAUCAAUUGAUAUAACUCAUACUAUAUAAUGUAUACUUAUAAUUCAGAUUUCUAUCUGUUUUAUUUACAUUGAAAUAAAUGCACAAAAUAAAGUUGUUAAAAAAUUAGAAGUGUUCCUGUUAAGACUCAAUGCACAGGGAGGGAAGAUGUGUUGGAGAGACAACAGGGACAGAGGAAAAUUAUUGGGACGCUUUGUUACAACUUUAUUUUGUAUUCAUUCCAGUUGUAUCUGAAAUGAUCAAACUUUUCAUGAAAUGAACUAGUUUGCAUGAUUUUGUCAUUGAAGCUGAUGACAAAAUUAUUCAUUUUUACCUUUGGUAAAAUAAAACAAUGUCUUUAAUUACAAGGAUACUUUCUAGUACUCUUUAAAAAAAUUUCAUUUAUGAACAAAGUCAGUAAAAGUCGUACCAAUAUUAAAUAUUGCACAAUUAUACACUAAUUCCAUAACAUCUUAAAGCCCCUGCAUAUGAGCAUUGCAUUAGCGUGUGUUUGUAGUGCAUCUUAGAAUAACACUGUAUUUUAUGCAAAACAGCACGCGCUUUGGCUGUUCAGCAUAAGAGAGAAUUAAUCUAAGACGUGUGUUACUUAUUGGGUGUCAAUUCACUACUCAUGUGACACAAGCCUUGAUAUUGUAUUCACUUACUGAAAAACAUUAGUAGAUGGA